Podospora anserina S mat+ is the source of this 1047-nucleotide messenger RNA. RefSeq lists its product as uncharacterized. NCBI's taxonomy places the organism in Eukaryota, Fungi, Ascomycota, Sordariomycetes, Sordariales, Podosporaceae. The coding region runs from base 1 to 1047 and encodes 348 amino acids. The record is from RefSeq and is a predicted model, not a curated record. Gene Ontology annotation, cellular component: cytosol. The transcript is spliced from 2 exons. Gene Ontology annotation, molecular function: methylenetetrahydrofolate dehydrogenase (NAD+) activity; methylenetetrahydrofolate dehydrogenase (NADP+) activity. Gene Ontology annotation, biological process: purine nucleobase biosynthetic process.
AUGGCUUCCACCAAGGCCGCCGUCCCCCAGGGGGCCCCCUCCGAACCCCCCAAAACCUGCAAAGUGAUCCUCGCCGACACCAUCGCUAAAAAGAUGCUCGCCGAAGUCCAAUCCACCCUCUCGGCCAUCCAACUCCCGCGCCGCCCAACCCUGUCCGCCUUCCUCGCCAAUGACGACCCCCACGCCUACCAGUACGCCGAAUGGUCCAAAAAGACCUGCGAAGAACAAGGCUUCUCGUUCAACCUGGUAAAGGUAGACAAGGAGUCCCUCGAGGAGGCCAUCAUCGCCGCCAACAACGACCCCGAAGUCGACGGUAUCCUCGUCUACUACCCCAUCUGGCCCGCCAACCAAGGCCAUCAGGACCGCUACAUCCAGGAGACCGUCUCCCUCGCCAAGGAUGUUGAAGGUCUCUGCCACACCCACCUCUUCAACAUGUACCACAACGUUCGCUUCCUCGACCCCCCUGCCAAUCUCAAAAAGUCCAUCCUUCCUUGCACCCCAUUGGCGAUUGUCAAAGCGUUGGAACACCUCCAAAUCUACAACCCCAUCCUCGCCUAUGGAAACCGCCUCUACGGAAAGACAAUCACGGUAAUCAACCGCAGCGAAGUCAACGGCCGCCCCCUCGCCGCCCUGCUGGCCAACGACGGCGCGACAGUCUACUCGGUCGACAUCACCGGCGUCCAGCUCUUCACCCGCGGGUCCGGCAUCAAGGCGCUGCGCCACCAAGUCGUCGACAAGCCCGACCUCACUCUCAACGACGUCUUGCCUCUGUCGGAUGUAGUUAUUGGUGGCGUCCCGACUGAAAAGUUCAAGGUGCCGACCGAGUUGCUGAGAGAAGGCGUGGUCUGCAUCAACUUUAGCAGCUUCAGGAACUUUGACGGGCCGGCGGUGAAGGAGAAGGCGAGUAUUUAUGUGCCGAGCAUUGGCAAGGUUACUAUUGCGGUGUUGUUGAGGAAUUUGGUGCGGCUUAUCGCCAACAGCCCACGGCAGGAGGGGACGAGUGAUGAUGCGCAAAAGGCGAGGGAGGGGGCUUUCAAGGAUGACUAG